Messenger RNA from Anopheles funestus (African malaria mosquito), 3215 nucleotides. It is a transcript of the gene Agpat2, whose product is annotated as 1-acyl-sn-glycerol-3-phosphate acyltransferase alpha. Gene Ontology annotation, biological process: phosphatidic acid biosynthetic process. The transcript has 7 exons. The record is from RefSeq and is a predicted model, not a curated record. The coding region runs from base 1357 to 2181 and encodes 274 amino acids. Lineage: Eukaryota; Metazoa; Arthropoda; Insecta; Diptera; Culicidae. Gene Ontology annotation, molecular function: 1-acylglycerol-3-phosphate O-acyltransferase activity. Gene Ontology annotation, cellular component: membrane; endoplasmic reticulum.
CAUGCGCCAUACUAACAGCCGCUGAAGAUGACGGACCUCGGGAAAGCUCGCGAGCGUACUCGUGUUUAUUUCCGUUUGAAACCCCGCUACGGAACGGCCACCGUGCGCGGCAACUAAUUCACGGCUUCUGGGGUGUGUUGGUACUCCGUGCCGCAAACCAUCAUUUCGACGGUGAGCCAGUGAGGACUGUUUCGGUACUUUAAGUGCGGCAUUUGUCUCCGGCAUGUGUAUGUGUGUGUGCGGGCGUGGGAGUGUGUUUAGUGUGCGCUUGCUAAAACAAAGCUUAAACAAUGCUUUUAAAACAUCAACGAGAUGCUUGAAGAUGCAUGAGAAACAGUGAAAUUGUUACGAAGUGUUUUCUUUCGGUUUGUUUCCACCGGUGUGAAAGGAAGCACAGAUGUGGAGAAAGUCCUUUCUCGUGGCUUUCAUCUUUUCGACGCAGUGGCAGCAGGUGUGCGUGUAGUGUUUUACACUCGCACACACAGAACCAAAUUUCCAUUUCGUCCAGACGGAACCUACCGGCGAAUUCCCUUCCGGCGAGACUAAAGCUCGCUCUGUGGGGGAUCCUCGUUUUUUGACGUUUUUCCGAGUGCGAUUGUUUGUUGUGUGUGGCUCCUGUUGGAGGAUUUCCCUCGUGUUGCUAUAUUUACCAACACCAACCCAAACACGGCACUGUGUUUUCUACGCCAAACCCUUGUCGGAAGUUAUCCCCGGUUGGUCCUAGCACGCGGACAUCAGCCAGACAUCCGGAAUAGCUGCUAGACACGAGCUUUGUUUGCUUCGCACGUGAAAACACACAUUGGAGACACAUUCGAGGACAUUGCAUGUUACCUUCCUACUCCAGUUUUUUGCAGGUAUUGCAGUUGUGCAAUCACGUGCAUUAGCCAAGCAGGCUGUGAUCAAGUGUGAAAGCGAAAAAAGAAAAAAAAACAGAAAGAUAGAGUAGAUGUGUGUGAGAGAAGGGUAAGCCAACCAAUUCACGUCCACAACCCGGAAUUUGGUCAAUCGCCACCGGCUGACUGCUGCUGCUGCUACUGACUGAUGUGUGUAUCUGGCUGGCCGAGAAGAGUCGGAGAAUUGAAGUAAAUUUAGAACAAUUUAUUGUCGUAGUCACGGAUGAGACUCUGCCGGCGAACCGCCGAAUGGAGGAGAAGUGGAGCGUCGUCGUUGGACCAGCAUUUGUGAGGUUCGUUUGAUUGAUUGGGCUAGUGCAUUUAUAAGAGUUUUUGUGUGUGAUAUUGAUAGUGUGACUGUACAGUAACCUCAGUGUAACUUACCUGUUCCUGGAACAGGCAAUAAGUUUGGAUAACUAAUUUACAUACAUCAUCUACCAAACGUCCAAAGUAAUCUAUCAAGAUGACCACAUCGAACGGUGAGCUGCUCGGUUUGGCCUUCAUGGCGUUCUUCAUCAUAACGCUGUCGUCGACGGCGCGAUAUUACUUCAAGUUCUUCUGCUUUAUCGCCUUUUCGGUGGUGUGUGCCGUCGGUCCAGUACCACUAAUGUUGAUCCGACCCCGAGACUAUCGGAACGCGCUAAUUCCAGCGUACUUAUGCAUAGGCUUUGGGAAGAUGCUUGGAGCAUCGUUCACGGUGCGUGGUAAAGAAAAUAUCCAACGAAAGCAUGGAGGCGUCGUGCUGAUGAAUCACCAGAGCGCACUGGACUUGAUUGUUCUGGCAGAGCUAUGGCCCAUCAUGGGCAGGUCGACGGUGGUCGCUAAGAAAGAAGUACUGUACAUGUUCCCGUUCGGGUUAGCUUGCUGGCUCUGGGGGACUCUGUUUAUCGAUCGGCAGAACCGUGAUUCAGCCAAGAGCGUCAUCAACAAGGAAGCAAAGGCCAUCAACGAGAAACAGGCGAAGCUACUUUUCUUCCCAGAGGGAACGCGAGGAAACGGCGAUAAACUACUACCGUUCAAGAAGGGUUCCUUCCAUGUAGCCGUUGAAUCGCAAGCCUUCAUUCAACCGGUGGUCAUUUCCAAGUAUCAUUUUCUGAAAUCCAACGCAAAGAUUUUCAAUCGAGGACAAAACAUCAUCAAAAUUCUUCCCGAAGUGCCCUGUGCCGGGUUAACUAAGGAUGACAUUCCGGAGCUAAUGGAACGAGUGCAGAAGAUGAUGCAGCGGGAGUACGAGCUACUAUCGGAGGAGUCACUAUCGAUUAAUAACAUUAGCGAAGUGGUGCACUAGAAGGUAUUUGUGGGUAGGGUUGUACGUUCCUGGUGGGACGUGUAAACAAUUGAAAACAAAACAGUUGACCUGGUAAAGCAUGUUAGAAUUAUACCCCGGAUCUUCAUUAGGGUUAGAAAAAUGCUGCAGAGACAGAUAAGCUGCAUCUACUCUCCUCCAUCGAAAGGAAGCACACUCAUCACCACCUCAUUACAUCAAGAAACAACAACUCCUCGUUCAACAACAGAGAGCUUAGUAGUUGCGAUUAGUGAUUGCCUAUUUUUUAAACUUUAAACUAAUGUUUUUUUUUAUUGCGUAUGAAACUAUCCGAUGUGGAAUUAACUUCUGUCUCUUCGAAAAACAUAAGGGCGUUUGUUUCAGUUUGAAGGAUAGAUUUUAGCAAGCAUGACGCACAAAACAGACACAACAGAACGGAAUUACGCAACGUUUCGAAUAAAUCCGAGUUGAGGAUGUUUCCUUUUUCCUAUCUUCCUUCGCCAGAGACUAUAUUGUUCCUGUUUAGUAGGUGUAAGAGCGCGUAAGAUGAUGCCAUUAUCAGCUGUGUUGGCAAAGGGUUAAAAGUUUCAAGUCCAAUAGUUAUGAUCAAUCAAGACGCGUAGGGUGGUGCGAAGCAAUAGCUGGCUUGUAAAUAGCGUACAAAGUACAUAUUUUAGCAGGAUAAGAAUUUUAUUCGAAAGAGCAAAACUAGGGUUUAGGGAGAACGGUAGUAAGUGGUAAAGUGGCGAAGAUGAAAGCACAAAAUGGGUAGAACAGUACAAGCAGUGUAUGGAUGCGAACACGACGUUAAAUGUCGUACGUUAAAUGUGAUAAUACAUUAAAACGAUGCAAAGAUCUAACAGAAUGUAGUAAGCACGUGAAAGGUGGUAUAGAAUACAAGAGAACCGGCGUUGAUAGGGCGGUCGUUGCGCUUGUAGACAGCACGUGCCCUUCAGAGGGGUAAGAUUAUGUUCUCAGGUUUUUGUGUGAUCUCUUGGUGGAGCACGAAUGAAAUCCCAGCACGAACGGUCUAAGGCAGUUUAUUGCCCUCAUAAGAA